Messenger RNA from Mytilus californianus (California mussel), 2005 nucleotides. RefSeq lists its product as uncharacterized. The transcript is spliced from 5 exons. NCBI's taxonomy places the organism in Eukaryota, Metazoa, Mollusca, Bivalvia, Mytilida, Mytilidae. Bases 214 to 1116 code for a protein of 300 amino acids. The record is from RefSeq and is a predicted model, not a curated record.
GGUGUAACUGGGUCAUGGUUUUGUUGUAAUAAUCACGAGGAGAGGAAUGGCACAUGUGAAGAGUGUGAAAUUGGGUAUGUUUCAAAAGACGGAUUUCCAUGCAAACCAUGUUCACAUGGAAGAAGAUGGGGAAGAAAAUGCAGAGGUGUAUGUAAAUGUCAACACAACGAGAGAUGUGAUAUAGUGUAUGGCUGUCUUGAUGUUACGACUUUUAUGUCAGAAACGUGGAAAAGUACACAACCAAAGGAAUCAACAUAUGCUACAACAACAGCGAGUAGUAUUCCAACAGCUGAUAGUGAUGGUGGGUUUCUAUUAGAGAGAGAAAUAAUCAUUUAUUCAAUAAGUGCGGGAAGCAUUGCAGUGAUGGUGGCUCUAGGGUCAUGCUGUUUCAAAUACAAAAGGAAAGCUGAACAUUUAUACAAAUCGAGACCAAGAACAAACCAUGAUCAAACAUCACCCGAACGGUCCGAUGUUCAAUAUCGCCGGAACAAUGAAAGUGUCUAUGAUUUAAUUGAUGAAGAUAAUAUGAUUGGCGAUGAGACGUUAAUACACAGCGCUACAAGAAGUGGACGUGUCAUUCAAACAAGGACUACGCAUUCUGUUGUUGAUCAAGAUGGAAGCAGUAGUUCGCAUUCCGAGGGUGAUGUUAUCGAUCCUUUCAGUGAAGGAUAUCUUAAUCCAUAUCAGCCUAUGAUAGAAGUUGAUCUCCAUGGUUAUCGCACAUUAUCGGAUGAUACAACACACAAGUCUGAGAAACUAUCUUCAGGCAAUUCAGAGUCCAGCAUAUGUUCUGCUGAUAAGGCCAACGUUCUUGUUCAUCCGUAUCAACCAAUAAUACCUUUUGUUGAUAUUCAUAAUAAUAGUCCGAUAGAUGAAGCUGUACAUAAACUCACAAGCCACGGACAAAGCAUGUCUGACUUCAAUACAGGAAACAAUGAUCAUGAUGCAGAACAAAUCUCCGAGUCACUGAAAAUUUCCAUAUCCCUAAUAGAAUCAGAAGAUGCUAAGAACCAAACAGAAAAAAGUUUAGUUGUGGAAAGCAAAUCAAAGGAUGAUCCUAAGAAUAUCAGCGGCAUUGCUUACAAAAACAAUCACAUGGCUAACGUUGAUGCUUAGUUAUUAUUUUGAGAUUUUCAUUUUGAUUUUCAUCGUCCUUUUUUAUUAAUAUUUUAUGUGCAUACGUUUAAGGAUUAUUUUAGGGGGUAGACCUGGGGUAUGGGAUACAACUCCUACAAAUGUAUUGGAUGCGUUUCCACCUACUAGUUACUUAAACAGUGAUAACACAUUUAUGUUGUUUAAAUUUGGUUAUGAGAAUGAUGUAGCUGCAUCUGGGAAAUUAGACAAUCAGAAAUUACAUUUUUUUAAAGAUUCAAAAUUCAAAAGCUGAAAAGGUAGAAAAUUAACAUAAUUAUCAUCAUCAUACAUAAAAUGCUUAAAAAUAUGUACUGAGGAAUUUUGGGAAGGAAUCUUGAUAUCUUUUAAAUAAAAUCUUUGAAGGCUUUGAAAAAAUUUAUGAAGUUAUGUUUGAGUGGUGAGCAGUAGGCUAAAUGUUUUUGGUUUUCAAAUACAAACGGCAAUAUUCUAGAAGAUAUGAUGUGAAUCAUCCUAGUACAAGCUAAUGAUUAUAGAUACACUUCAUUAGCAAAAAGAUAGUACGUUAGUAGUGACAGACUGUCAGAACAUUGAAUUUAGCGUCUACUGACUCUACGCCAGUGGUAUUUGUAGUCUUGGGAAGGGAAACUAAAGUUACGUAUUAUAAUGUUGAUAUGUCAAUUCGUCCAAAGGGUAAUCGAACUGAAUUUUACUGUUUUUCCUUACUAGCUUGACAACGGUUAUUAUUGGGGCCACACGAUUUUCACACAAUAAACGCAAAGGAAGACUGUAGAAAGUUUUGUAGAAAAAAAGGAAUUUUGUCCCAAAUUUUUUUUUAUGUCUGUACGCCAAAUUAAAUGGAGAUUUUGUAAAUUCUUAACGAUCAAAUGCAAUAAAGGUUUUUGAUUUUCAA